Molecule: messenger RNA, 500 nt
Organism: Acanthoscelides obtectus
Lineage: Eukaryota; Metazoa; Arthropoda; Insecta; Coleoptera; Chrysomelidae
Source: the annotation of a GenBank genome assembly
GUUAUACAUGACAAUUCGAUUGAAUGAAAUUUCUUAAAACAGUCAAAAUCGAAAUCCGGAAAUUUCACUAAAAACGAAUAAAACGUAAAACCUUCGUGGAGCAAGUUCGUGAUGCAAAGAACUGAUGACAGUGAAGUGGUCUUCGAUAAUGGGAAAUGGAGCUCCUAUACUCCCCAACAACUGAAGAGGCCCAAAACUAGAAAGCUAUCAUGUACGAAAACGGAACAAAAUAAAAAAUAUAUUUCAGUUAACUAUCUACUAAUGGAAGAAAAGCUGAAUUUUGUGAAAUUAGAAAAUAGAAAAAUUCAUUGAAGAACACAAAUGGAAAUAUAUCAAAAAAGGUUCAGCUGUUCGAUUUACAGAUCAAUGCAUUAUAUAAGUAGAAAACAAAGGCUUUCUUUUGUCAAUUUCUGGAAUAUUUUCACUUUCACUCAUUUUUUUUUUGUAUUUCUUUCGCAUUUUUGAGGAUAAUAUGCUAUUUUAAUAAUAAACUGUUUUCA